Molecule: messenger RNA, 1717 nt
Organism: Pecten maximus
Lineage: Eukaryota; Metazoa; Mollusca; Bivalvia; Pectinida; Pectinidae
Product: tetratricopeptide repeat protein 9C-like
Exons: 3
Coding region: 47-628 (193 amino acids)
Molecular function (GO): protein binding
Source: RefSeq, a predicted model, not a curated record
ACUAGAGUGGUGUCCCUUUAAUUGUUUGCCGAAAAUCAAAGUGAAAAUGGAGGUAACCAGUAAGAAAAUAAGUGAUGACGAGAAAAUCAGAAAUGCUGCUACAUACAAAGCUGACGGAAAUGCCUUCUACAAAGAAAAAGAUUUUAGGAAGGCUAUCGGCAAAUACCAUAGAGCCAUUCUACAACUGAAAGCAGUUGGAAGUGAAUCGAAGUGUGCUGCUUUGUUGCCGGUGCCGCUGACAAAUGCUGCCCCACAAGAACUGUCCCCUGAAAUGAACGACUUAUUCAUUUCUUUAAGGGUGGAUUGUUAUAACAAUUUAGCAGCCUGUCUACUGCACCAAGAGAAUACCAACUACAAUAAGGUAUUGGAGUACUGUGGUCAAGUCCUGUCAGACCGACCAUCGAACAGUAAAGCCAGACAUCGGAAGGGUGUUGCCCUGUACCACCUAAAACGUUACGAUGAAGCUAACUCCAUUCUCCUUAGUUUAGAGAGUGCAGAUGCAGCAACAAAAAAGUACCUAGCACUCUGUAAGCAGGCCAUGCGAGAAGAAGAUAAACAGCUUCAGAAAACAUAUCGUGCCAUGUUUGGCAGCAGCUCAACAAAACCAAUGGAGAUUGAGAAAACGUGACCUCAAUAUAUAACAUGUGGAAUGUGAAAGUACAUAAAGUGUCAGAUGGCUUGCAUGAAAUGUGAUACAUAUAAACUGUAUGGAAAGUGAAAGUGAAUGAUCAGUGACUAUGAAAAUUAUCCAUGUAGGAUGUAUGGGACGUGAAUGUUAUAUGUGGCUGCUCGAUCUGUGAUAGUAUGUUUAAUAUCUACUCCAUGAUCUUCAACAGAGUAAUGUUUAAUAACUUUUGUGGCUGACAGAGUAAUGUUUAAUGUUAAUGUUUUGUGGAACUAGUGAUGAUAAACUUGCAUUAACUUGCUGAAGGCAGGUUAUGAAGUAUUUAGAAUGUACCAAGUAAAGCUUAGGAUACAUAAGCUAUAUGCAUCUGCAUCUGGUUGGUAUUUUUAGCAAAAAAGCUACUCCUACUAUAUAAACAAGGUAUAACGCUUGAAAAGUCGCAACUACAUGUAGGGAUGAGGUUUGAUUUACUCUGAAUUAAAUAUCAAAUGCACACAUACUUCAGUAAUGUACCUUUGUUUAGAAUCCUCAGAUAUCAAUGCAUGUUAUUAUAUAUUAUAUAUAUUAUAUUAUAUAUAUUAUAUUAUAUAUAAUAUUCUUUUGUCACGUGCAAUGCUUUAAGUGGUCUGCUAUCGGACGAUGCAUCAGCCUUGGAAUGGAAGUGGGCUAUCUAUUUCAGAACAGUUUUGCAACAGGCAAUUUGAUUGGUUGACAGCUCAGAAAACAAUAUUAAUUUUAUAUUAAUAUAUAUAAAUCAGACUCCCUGUUUUAAAUUUUCCAAACAGUUUUAAGAUAGAUAGCCUACUUCGAAUUCUGUUCCAUAGUUGAUGCAUCGUCCAAUCUUCAAGUGUUACACUAUAUUGAUAUAGUAGUAAGGGCCAAUAUUUUUUUGCUAUAAGUAGUAACCAGAUGCAGAUGCCUUUGCUAGGUAUUGUGUAUAACCUUGUGAUUUUGUAUUCAGAAACUUGGAGACUGCUGUUUUAACUUUAUUUCUGACUAAACCAGAGUAGACAAGUAUUAAUUUAGUAAAGAGAGAGUAAUGUCUUGUUUAUACAACGUACAUACUUGGCAAAAUAAAUUAAAGACAUAAUA